GUGGGAAAGCACACCAGUUGGCUUGAGAUCGGGUUUGCUUGCAUUUUUGGGUCUUGACGUCCUUUUCCUUGUGCCGGCUCAUUUCAAGCUUUUCCGAUGCAAAGCUUGGAAGACCGCGCUCCCGCUCUCGUGUUUUUUUUUUCUUCUUCUUUUUUGGGGCAUCUAUUGGCAUCUAUUGUUCUUUCGUCUUUGGCAUUCUUCUGCAUCAAGCAUAUCGGAGAACUGGGUUCGCGUGUGCUGCUUUUCUUCUUUUUUUUCUUUCUUCUCGCGUCGCCUCAAUGACCAGGGGAGAGAGAGAGAGAGACAGGUGGUAGGUUUCCAGGUGGGCUCUGUUCAUCAUA
Molecule: messenger RNA, 341 nt
Organism: Colletotrichum navitas
Lineage: Eukaryota; Fungi; Ascomycota; Sordariomycetes; Glomerellales; Glomerellaceae
Exons: 1
Coding region: 97-282 (61 amino acids)
Source: RefSeq, a predicted model, not a curated record